This is a messenger RNA of Pseudophryne corroboree (corroboree frog), 2821 nucleotides long. RefSeq names its product abl interactor 1 (gene ABI1). Bases 289 to 1809 code for a protein of 506 amino acids. The transcript has 12 exons. Gene Ontology annotation, molecular function: SH3 domain binding; signaling adaptor activity. Gene Ontology annotation, cellular component: actin-based cell projection; SCAR complex; lamellipodium. The record is from RefSeq and is a predicted model, not a curated record. Gene Ontology annotation, biological process: neuron migration. Lineage: Eukaryota; Metazoa; Chordata; Amphibia; Anura; Myobatrachidae.
AGUAUCUCCGGCACUGACAUGCCAUGUAUUUCUGAAAAAAUGGUCUUUGGCAGGAGCAGCCUGUGGCAGCGCCCACACAACACAAAGACUACAAGCCCCGUGAUGCUUUGCGCGCAGUGUACGGAGGCCGGCAGAGCGCGCUGGGGGGGAGGUGGAGCCGGCGGCUGCUGAGCGAGAGCGAGGCUCGGAAUCCCAGAAUAGCAGGCGGGCGGGUCCGGGCUCAGCUGUCUGCCCUCCGCUCCUGCCGCUGCUGCCGGACGAGGAAGCGAUGCACAGGGGGGCUGGAAGAUGGCCGAGCUGCAGAUGCUGUUAGAGGAGGAGAUCCCCGCCGGCAAGCGGGCGCUCAUCGAGAGCUACCAGAACCUCACCCGGGUGGCGGAUUACUGCGAGAGCAACUACAUCCAGGCACCGGACAAGAGGAAAGCUCUAGAGGAGACAAAGGCCUACACGACUCAGUCCUUGGCAAGUGUCGCCUACCAGAUAAAUGCAUUGGCCAACAAUGUGCUCCAGCUACUGGACAUCCAGGCUUCCCAGCUGCGGAGGAUGGAAUCCUCCAUCAAUCACAUCUCCCAGACUGUGGAUAUUCAUAAAGAGAAGGUGGCUCGCCGAGAGAUUGGCAUCUUAACGACCAACAAGAACACUGCAAGGAGCCAUAAGAUUAUAGCUCCAACUAACAUGGAGCGUCCCGUCAGGUACAUUCGGAAACCCAUAGACUACACGGUGUUGGACGAUGUAGGCCAUGGAGUGAAGUGGCUAAAGGCCAAGCAUGGCGGGAACCAGGCCGCAAGAACUGGCACUCUGACUAGGACAAAUCCCCCUACGCAGAAGCCGCCCAGUCCACCAAUGCAGGGCCGGGGGACAUUGGGACGAAAUACCCCGUACAAAACCCUGGAGCCUGUUAAACCUCCAACGGUUCCCAAUGAUUACAUGACCAGUCCAGCUAGGCUUGGAAGUCAGCACAGUCCUGGCAGGACUGCAUCGCUGACCCAGAGGCCAAGAACACACAGCGGCAGCAGCGGAGGCAGUAGUAGUCGGGAAAACAGUGGAAGCAGCAGUAUCGGCAUUCCUAUAGCUGUUCCUACGCCUUCUCCACCGACCGUUGGGCCAGGUCUCUCUGGUGGUCCCACACCUUCACCACCACCACCUCCUCCUCCUCUGCCACCACCACAACCCCCACCUCCAGUCGGCGGUGGCUCGGCUCCUGGUUCCCAGUUCGGCUCAAUGACGAGGCAGAUCUCUCGGCACAACUCUACCACGUCCUCUGCUUCUUCUGGUGGAUACAGACGGACCCCUUCUGUGACAUCCCAGUUUUCUGGGCAACCUCAUAUCAAUGGCGGGCCGCUGUAUUCUCAAAACUCAAUUUCUAUCGCUUCUCCCCCUCCCCCAAUGCCUCAGUUGACUCCACAGAUACCUCUCACAGGCUUCGUGGCCAGGGUGCAAGAAAACAUUGCUGAUAGUCCCACUCCGCCGCCCCCGCCGCCACCUGAUGAGAUCCCGAUGUUUGACGACUCUCCUCCUCCGCCACCGCCACCCCCGGUAGACUACGAAGAAGAAGAAGCCGCUGUGGUCCAGUACAGUGAUCCGUAUGCAGACGGAGAUCCUAUAUGGGCUCCCAAGUCAUACAUUGAGAAAGUUGUUGCCAUUUAUGAUUACUCGAAGGAUAAAGAAGAUGAGCUGUCCUUCAUGGAGGGAUCGAUAAUUUACGUAAUUAAGAAGAACGACGAUGGCUGGUAUGAAGGGGUCUCCAAUGGAGUGACUGGCCUCUUCCCAGGAAAUUACGUUGAAAGCAUCAUGCACUAUGCGGAUUAAUGUCUUACAGAAUUACAUUUUUAAGUUCAGUACCAAGUCUAUCUGAUUUUAAAAUUAAUUGUAAGAAAUAAUGUCUUCGUACAUAUAAAACUGUGGCUUGUUUCUUUUUAUUUUUUUGUUUUUAACCCGUUCAGUGCCAGAGGACUGCUAUUGCACCAAAAGGGUUUAGACCGAUUACAUCUGUGCUCUGAGAAAUAUUUACCCAUAAGCCUCAAGACCAAUUGGUUCAAACAAAACCUGGCACCAGUUUCCACCCCUGUAUUCACAUCUGCGUUUUUAUUUUCAUUUUUCUGGACCAACCUGAAUACACCAUUGGGAUGUAGGGUAUUAUAAUAAAUCCAUGAAUCAUCUUGUGCCACUGACAUGUGUUUUACUCAACAUGUGUUUCCUGUGCAGCAUGAAAACUAACACUACGUUAGGCUACCAUUAACAUUUGGACUCCGAGUUGAUGCUACUGCUGGUUUUAUCGCCUUUCUUCUAGAUAAUUGCUCAUUCUUAAUAUUUAAAAUGUUUUUUGUUUUUUUUUCUUAAAAGCAUGCAUACAAACACCUUUUAUGUAAUGAUUUUUUAAUUUUUUUUAAAUCUGCAAUGCUUCCGAAUUAUUGUAAUUACCAUUAGUACUCACCGGUUUUAAGGAUUUGUCAAGUCUUUUAAAAGUGUCCAUCUGUGAAACAAAAAUGGUUGUAAUCUGUAUUUUGUAAUAUGUACCGCUUCACGUUUUUUGCAACGGCCAUUCCGAAUAACCCAUUUCUCAGUACAGAAAUGCACCAAAAUUUUGUGCAAUUCUCCGUUUACACGCGGCCAGUUUGGUUCUGCAGGCUUUCCAUGGUACGGAGCCAAAACAUGGACUAAAAAGUGUUAUUUAAAGGCACAAUCCCUCUGGAAUGUAGCACAGGAAGAAGAAAUUCUGUACACACUUCUGGAUUAACCCUUGUUUUAUAAAAUGAUAUGAUUAUAUUCUGUCUCUAAUAAACUGUAUCCAUACAGCUCAGCGGUGUAGCUGAAUUCACUG